Phalaenopsis equestris is the source of this 1397-nucleotide messenger RNA. RefSeq names its product protein ROOT PRIMORDIUM DEFECTIVE 1. The transcript is spliced from 3 exons. Gene Ontology annotation, molecular function: RNA binding. Bases 55 to 1296 code for a protein of 413 amino acids. The record is from RefSeq and is a predicted model, not a curated record. NCBI's taxonomy places the organism in Eukaryota, Viridiplantae, Streptophyta, Magnoliopsida, Asparagales, Orchidaceae.
CUUUCACAUCUAAUAAUUUCACAAAAGGUUCCCAUUCUCAUCUCCACUGCAGCCAUGUUUUUGCGGAGAUCCGCCGCUCUUCUGUACCCCCUUCUCCUUCCCCCAAUCCUAAACCCAAACCCUAGAAUACUCCUGCGUGGCCUCGCUCUCUGGUCGAUGAAGAAGGACCCGACCCUCGAAUCCGCUCUCUCUCGCAACCGCCGCUGGAUCGUGAACAACCAGAUCAAGCAAAUACUNNCCCGUUCCCCUCCACGAGUCGCCACUGUUCGCUCUCUUCAGAAGAAGUUCAAGACCCUAGACCUCCAGGGCCGUGCCCUAAACUGGCUCAACAAGUACCCCUGCUGCUUCCAGACCUUCACCGACGGCGACGGUGAGAUAUUCUACGGUUUCUCCAAGCGCAUGGAAGCCCUAGUAAACGAGGAAGAAUCUAUCAAGACGGCACAAGAGCCAGCCAUGGCCCGCCGCCUCGCCAAGCUGCUCAUGCUCUCUCGCGAUCGUCGCCUCAAUGCCGUCAAACUCAACGAGCUCAAACGCGGUCUCGGCCUCCCCGACGACUACAUUGUCAGGGUUAUUGCCAAGUAUCCAGAUCUCUUCCGGGUCACGAAUCGCUUCGGACGUCGUAACUCAAUGGAGAUUGAGCUCAUCAGAUGGGAUCCUGAGCUCGCAGUAUCGGCGGUGGAGAAUGCGGCGAUCCAGCGCGGGAAGGAACCACGUUUUGUUUGCUUGCUACCGAGGACUUGGCUAAAGACGCUGGAUAAUUUUGAGAAAUUCAACGAGGGGAUUCCCUAUAUCUCGCCCUAUUCUGAAGUGUGGUCGAAAGAAUGGGAGGAGUCGGAGAAGCGCACGGUGGGAGCCAUUCAUGAGAUUUUGUCGCUGACCUUGUGGAAAAAGGCUUCGAUACUGAAACUAGAACAUUUCAGGCGAGAAUUCGGUUUACCGCAGAGAUUGAACAUGUUGGUUCUCCGGCAUCCAUGCAUUUUCUAUGUGUCAAAUCGGUACAAGAUAUACACAGUGGUCCUCAGAGAAGGUUACAGGGGAUCGACAUUGCUGGAGAAGGAUCCCUUGGUGAUUGUUAAGGAUAAGUUUGGGGAGUUGAUGCAGGAAGGGCUUCAUGAAUAUAAUAGGAGGCGCAAUCAGGCUAAUCUUGAAAAGAGAAGGAAGAAAGGUGAAAUUUUUGUGAAGCAGAAGAAAGAGGAGGUCGAGGAAGAUGAAAGUGAGGCGUUGAGCUUCGACAGGAUAGAGAAGAGAGAGGAGAGGAGGCGAUUUUAUAAAGUUCUUUUUGAUGAAAAUCCAUGAGCAGAUUUUUGUGAACCUUCUUCAGGUUGUGGAGAUCACAAAUGUCGUGGUAUUUAUUUCAAAUAUGAACUCUACAAGAAAGCUGGAUUGAUUAAGGCAGG